Messenger RNA from Ipomoea triloba (trilobed morning glory), 489 nucleotides. RefSeq lists its product as uncharacterized. Gene Ontology annotation, molecular function: RNA-DNA hybrid ribonuclease activity; nucleic acid binding. The record is from RefSeq and is a predicted model, not a curated record. The transcript has a single exon. Lineage: Eukaryota; Viridiplantae; Streptophyta; Magnoliopsida; Solanales; Convolvulaceae. The coding region runs from base 1 to 489 and encodes 162 amino acids.
AUGGAUGAUAUUCGAACAUGGAUUGCCGAGGUUUGGGAGUGGUUGCCUAAAAAUGUGAUUGUCAAAGUAAUUCUUGUGUGUUGGGCGGUGUGGGGUAAUAUGAAUAACACGGUAUUUAAUCAGCAAAGCAUAGACCCAAAGACUUUGAUGGACUGGGUUUUGGCUUAUUAUGCUGAUUGGGUGAAGGUGCGAAAUGCCACAAAUAUUUCAAACAUUGAUUCUAAUGCAAGUACUGGUUUGCGUCAUUGGCAACCACCUUUGCAUGAUUUUUGGAAAAUAAAUGUGGAUGUGGCUAUGGAUUAUGUGAAUUACCGGAUGGGGUUUGGGUGGGUUGUGCGUGGUGGGGAAGGGGAGGUUGUGGGGGUGGGGUGGCGUUUGGUGAGGGGUGUGUUCUCGGUUCGAGAAGCAGAGGCUGUAGGGGUUCGGGAGGUGCUGAGUUGGGUCAAGGGGAAGGGGUGGGAGCGUGUUAUUGUGGAGACUGAUGCAUAG